AUGUCCUUCUCCGCCCCCGCCCCCGCCGUCAAGCUCGCUCGCACCCCCCUCCGCCGCACGGGCUCCUACCUCUCCCUGGAGGACAUGCAGGCCGCCACCAUCACUCCCCUCUACGGCCGUGACGGCCCAACGCAAACAUACACGUCCUCGGACAGCCUCGUAAUCGGCAAGUACGACGCGCGGAUGCGCAAGAGGCGCGCACCCUCCGCACGGAUGCCCUCCAUUCACACCCCUUCCUCCUCCGUGCCCAAGCCUUCCUCCUCCCCAGUCCUCACAUCCCGCCGCACGACAUCCCGCCCACGCUGCUCGUCGCCUCUCUCCCCUGUGCGCCGCUCGAUUCCCGAGCGGCCGUCACUGCCCAUUACAAAGAAGCGUGAGCCGGACCUCUACCGCGCGGCGAUUGAGGCUCGCAUGCGGCUCUCCCCCCUCGGCCAGCAGGUGCUCAAGAUGGGCCCGCGGGUCGCGCUCUCCGUCAUCGGGGCGACAGAGGCUCUGGAGUCUCUCGUCGCCGCACACAGUGGCGACAUCGAACUGCCAGAAACGACAUUGGCCGCUUCGUGGGUAGACGUGGGCCCAGAGGAUUGGGAGAUGGUGGAGCGCAGUACGUGA
Molecule: messenger RNA, 609 nt
Organism: Epithele typhae
Lineage: Eukaryota; Fungi; Basidiomycota; Agaricomycetes; Polyporales; Epitheliaceae
Exons: 1
Coding region: 1-609 (202 amino acids)
Source: RefSeq, a predicted model, not a curated record